CUCUCUCUCUCUCCCCCCCUCUCUCUCUCUGUUACAGGAUGCCUCUGCCCGCUGCCCUGCUGGCCCGCUUGGCCAAGAGAGGGAUUGUUAAACCUUCAGAACAAGAGGUAGACGAGGAGAUUAUUGCAGAAGAUUACGAUGACAACAACGUAGAUUAUGAAUCCACCAGACUGGAGAGUCUACCACCAAACUGGUACAAAGUCUUUGAUCCCGCCUGUGGUCUUCCUUAUUACUGGAAUGUAGAGACAGAUUUGGUGGCCUGGCUUUCACCAAAUGAUCCAACGGCCGUGGUUACAAAACCUGCCAAGAAGAUUAGAGAGGGAGGUGAAGAAAGAAUCGAGAGGCAGUUUGAGAAGCUAGACAGAGAGCGAGAGCGGGAACGAGACAGGGAACGGGAAAGAGAGCGGGACAGGGAAAGGGAUCGAGAGAGGGAUGAAGGCAGGGACAGAGACAGAAGAAAGCAGAGGAGAGAAGACAUGGCACCGUACAACAAGGGCAAAAGAGGGAGAAAAGACGACGAGAUGGACCCAAUGGAUCCAAGUGCCUAUUCUGAUGCUCCUAGGGGCACAUGGUCAACUGGCCUGCCCAAGCGUAAUGAAGCAAAGACGGGUGCGGACACCACAGCAGCGGGGCCUCUGUUCCAGCAGCGACCAUACCCGAGUCCAGGAGCUGUGCUUCGGGCUAACGCAGCAAACCAAAUCCCCAAGGAGUAAGCAGAGCUCCACAGAAACAAAUAAAACAACUGUACUGUUUGUUUCUCAUUGUUGGUUACAGAACAUCUCUCAAGUUCUUUUUUUUCAUUGUGUUUAUACUUUUCAGAAAUUGAGUCUGAGCAGUUCUACCACCAUUGCAUUCAUACUCUGCUCGAACAUGUAGUCCAGGUGUAAAUAUGUUUUUAUAUGACCUUAAGAUUGACAUUUGUUUUGUUAGGACCAUUUGCUGAUGUGAUUUGCUAAUAAAUUCAAAGAUGACUGAAAAAACUAAC
Labrus mixtus (cuckoo wrasse) is the source of this 985-nucleotide messenger RNA. It is a transcript of the gene pqbp1, whose product is annotated as polyglutamine binding protein 1. Gene Ontology annotation, cellular component: nuclear body; cytoplasm. The record is from RefSeq and is a predicted model, not a curated record. NCBI's taxonomy places the organism in Eukaryota, Metazoa, Chordata, Actinopteri, Labriformes, Labridae. Bases 39 to 713 code for a protein of 224 amino acids. Gene Ontology annotation, molecular function: ribonucleoprotein complex binding; protein binding. The transcript is spliced from 6 exons. Gene Ontology annotation, biological process: alternative mRNA splicing, via spliceosome.